AUGGGGGACUCGGUUUAUACUAGUUAUCCUCCCCAAUUGAACCCCGCACAGAGGGACUUUCUCGUGAAGACAAUCAAGGAUUGGGCUACGCAGAAUGGCUUGGUGGUUCGGCCUUCGCCUAUGUUCAUACAAAAGGAAUCGGAUCCAAAUGGGGCACUGGCGACGAAUGCUCCAGUGACAUUGUUCCCGAGUCCGUUCCCGAAGGCUUGCUUCGAAGAGGCCGAGGCAUUGCAGACUGUAUACAACAAGCUCUAUGCCGCGAUAACAUGUAAUGAGGAAUGGCUGGGAAAGAUUAUGGAAGAUCUCAUCGACGUUGACGACUUUAUCUCUCGUCUGUGGAAGGUUCACCUCUCGGUUCAGAAGGAGGGUUAUGCUCAGACAUUAUCACUUGGCCUGUAUCGGUCCGACUACAUGCCCCAUUCUCCGGCAAACGCGACCUCUCCAUCUCUGAAGCAAGUCGAGUUCAACACCAUUUCGUCCUCAUUUGGCGGCCUAUCGUCUCUUGUGCGAAAGCUACACUCGGAGCUCCUUACUUCUCCGCCGGGCCAUCCUAUCUCGUAUCCUCCCCAUCCUUUAUUUCAAUCGAAUAUUCCUCCGGAGAACACUGCUGUCGAGACCUUAUCGGCAGGACUGGCCGCAGCACACACUGCGUACGGACCCUCCAAAUCCAGCCCAGCUCUUCCUACGUGUAUCCUGUUUGUUGUCCAGGAUAAUGAGCGCAACAUAUUUGAUCAGCUCGCCCUCUCAAAGCAACUCAGCACCGUUCAUAAGAUACCCGUAUUUCGACUACUCAGCACCGAGGUCUUGGACCACACAUCAAUCCCUACUUCAGAUUCUUCCCGGCCAUUGAUAUACCGGCCCCCUCAUUCGCCAGACACGCCAUUUGAAGUGACUACAGUAUAUCUCCGGUGCUUCUAUGCCCCGACUGAUUAUACCUCCGAGCGUGACUGGGAGGCACGGACACAGCUGGAGCGCUCAGCAGCGAUUAAGUGUCCCACCGUGCUAAACCAGCUCGCUGGUUGCAAGAUUGUACAGCAAGUACUUGCAGAGACCACGGGCCCCGAUCACCUUGCAAACUUCUUGGCGGACACUGAUCCAGCCACGGUCGCUCGAUUGCGGGAUACAUUUGCACCCCAAUAUGACCUUUCUUCUAGCGGGCGUGGCAGAGAAUUGGCCCUCAACCCCGAGACGGCAUCAAACCACGUCCUCAAGCCGCAGCGCGAAGGAGGGGGCAACAAUGUCUACAAGACCGCCAUUCCCGAGUUCCUUCGAUCAAUUCCCGAAGAUGAAUGGAAGCGCUGGAUCUUGAUGGAACUGAUUGCUCCGCCGGCUGAAGCUAAGAAUGUGGCGUUGAGAAGUGACGGCGAAGUCCUGAGUGGUAAUGUCAUUGGGGAAUUGGGCAUUUAUGGAACCAUUCUCUGGGACCAGGCCAACGGAAAGAUCUUGCAGAAUGAGCAAGGCGGAUGGUUGAUGAGAACCAAGGCCAAGGAUGUCAACGAGGGAGGCGUGGCCACUGGGUUCUCUAGUUUGGAUAGCAUUCUUCUUUUCUAG
Molecule: messenger RNA, 1551 nt
Organism: Aspergillus clavatus NRRL 1
Lineage: Eukaryota; Fungi; Ascomycota; Eurotiomycetes; Eurotiales; Aspergillaceae
Product: glutathione synthase
Exons: 2
Coding region: 1-1551 (516 amino acids)
Biological process (GO): glutathione biosynthetic process
Cellular component (GO): cytosol
Molecular function (GO): glutathione binding; ATP binding; glutathione synthase activity
Source: RefSeq, a predicted model, not a curated record